Molecule: messenger RNA, 660 nt
Organism: Drosophila busckii
Lineage: Eukaryota; Metazoa; Arthropoda; Insecta; Diptera; Drosophilidae
Product: type 1 phosphatases regulator ypi1
Exons: 2
Coding region: 86-523 (145 amino acids)
Biological process (GO): DNA topological change
Cellular component (GO): nucleus
Molecular function (GO): ATP binding; DNA binding; DNA topoisomerase type II (double strand cut, ATP-hydrolyzing) activity
Source: RefSeq, a predicted model, not a curated record
UUCCGAAAUUCAAACAGCUGACAGCUCUUUGGAAAAUUCGUCAAAGCCGCAGAUAAUACUUUUGCUUUUGUUUACAUUAAGCACAAUGGCGCAGCAACCGUUAAGUAACAAUAUCAAUGGAACCACAACGGAAAUAAUUGACGAAGGCGACUCUGCUGAAGCUUCUCAAAGUACACCCACAUUGGUUCUGCGCCUGGAGCAUCCGCGGGACAGUCGCAGAGUCGUCUUUCACGAAGGUGUCAUAGAUAAUGAGCAUAUGAACAAAAUGAAAUCCAAGUGCUGUUGCAUAUACAAGAAGCCACAUGCCUUUGGUGAAAGCUCUUCGGAUACUGAUGACGAGUGCGAGCACUGUUUUGGCCAUCCAGAGGAGCGGAAGAAGAACAAAAAGAAGAAGCACAGCAAUGCUACUGCACAGGCGGAUGAGCCCUGUUCGUCUACUGAGGCACAGUUGGAACCAAAACAGGCAGACACAGAUCCAAUUGGAUUUAUGCCCGAUGAGUUGGCAACAAAACCAACACCAUAGUUCACACAUAACUAAUUUUAAAUUAAGGUUACAACUUUAAAUCUUUUUUAUUUAAUCAAACAUUAACAAUUUUUAUCAGUUUUGCAUCUGCAUUAAAAGCUAACACCAAGUUGGGCAGUUUAUGUAAAUAACGAAAA